AUGAUGGACGACAGGGACGUUUUUCAGAUUAACCAGCCACUAUCCUAUCAAGUUGGUCAUGCUCAUCCUCGCAAGCCAGUCAUAAUCGGUCUCUAUGGCCUCCCUGGAUCUGGGAAGACCUUUUGGUUAGAGGAGCUUAAGACCGUCAUCAGAGGCGACGAAUUUGCCUUCUAUGAUGGCAGCGGUGCGAUUUCAGCAGUUACUCCAGGGGGUCUUGAAGGAUUUCAAAAUUUGACGAAAGAGGCCAAAACCGAGUACCGCCAGCAGGCUAUAGCCAGAAUCAAGCGGGAAUGUUGCCACACAAGAAAGACUGCUAUCGUGGGUGGACAUUUUAUGUUCUGGCCAGAGGAAGACGAGAAAGGUGACUCGGUUUGUACACCGGCGGAUCUCGCAACAUACACCCACAUCCUGUACCUGGAUCCCCCUGCCGAGCUCAUCGCGGAGUACCGUUUGAAUGACGCCAAACGGAUCCGUCCAACUGCAUCAACCUCCCAUCUGGCCAAGUGGAAACAGACCGAGAAAAAUGAACUUCGUGAUAUUUGCAGACAUCAUGACAUUCUUUUUGCACCAAUUUAUCCAACUCUAGAAUCCGUGAGCUCCCUCAUUUGUGAUUUUCAUCACCACACAGAUACAUAUAACAUGGAUCUCGCCAAACAAAAGAUGGACGAGAUACUUGGUGAGUACUCUGCGCUAGAAACUGUCAUCGUCAUGGAUGCAGACAAAACCCUGUCCCAGGAAGAUAGCGGAGUACUAUUCUGGAGGAAACAAGUCGGCGCUGCGUCGACUGCGGGAAAGGAUAACGGGCCUUUGAAAUCUUUGUUCGGCGGCCCCCUCGGAUAUUCCUAUACUUCUUUUCGGCAGGCUACACUGCUGUGUGAAGAGGCUGCUAGUGACGAGGAAUUCGAGGCUUGCUGUCAGGAUGUAUCAUCAAUGGUAGAUAUGCAUCUUGAUAUUGUUAGCGUUUUACAAUUGGUUCGCGAAACAAGACAUGUGCGCGCAGUUGUGGUAACUUGUGGGAUCCGGUCUGUUUGGGAGAAGGUCCUUGAGAGAGAAGGCCUCUCGGAGACAGUCAAAGUGAUUGGCGGCGGAAGAGUGGCUGACGGUCUUGUUAUCACACCCUCUGUCAAAGCUGAAUUGAUCAAUUACUUGCAGACCACUCGACAUCUUCAUGUUAUCGCUUUCGGUGAUAGUCCUUUGGAUUUAGCAAUGCUGCAAGCCGCAGACCAGGCUGUCGUCGUCACCGGCGAAGAAUCGACCCGAAGCAAGAGUAUGGAGAAGCAACUGGCAGAGGUCAUUGGGAAGAACGGGUUCCAGCCGUGCCAGGUACUUCUGCCUUUACAUGCAAAACCACGACUGGACACUACUCGGCUUCCCCUGGUUCGAUUGACGGAUCAACAAUUUAUCAAUCCAGUUAUGGCCAGACAUGAAAGUCAAAGUCUUCGUGUUCUUCAUGCUACAGAACGUUCCUCAGCCAAAUUACUGAUGACACCAAUGCGCGAUGCAUCCGUUUCCGGCCCUGCAUUACGAGAAGCUCAUCGGCGAGUGGGUUGCUAUUUGGGCACAGAACUCUGCACCCGAAUCAUAGGACUCGAAUCAUAUCCCACUCAGCACGUGCAAGGACACAAGACUGACAGUUAUCGACUGCUAGAUGAGAAAAAAACAUUGAUUGUGCCGCUGAUGCGUGGCGGUGAACCGAUGGCCUUCGGGGUCAACGACGCUUUUCCACUCGCAAUGUUCCACCACGCAAGGCUUCCCACUGAUCUUCAGCAUAACCACUUGAAGGAUAUGGUCACAAUCAUAUUGGUCGACUCAGUUGUCAACAGUGGCAAAUCGGUCUUGGCGUUCGUCCACCAUAUCCGAAGUCUCCAUGGGACGAUUCGCAUUGUAGUCGUUGCUGGAGUGAUUCACUCCCAAACUGUAUCUACCAGCAAGACUGCCCGAGAAUUUGGCCGAGUUAGGGAACUGUCUUUUGUCGCCCUUCGUCUCUCGGACAACCAAUUCACCGGUAGAGGGACUACCGAUACCGGUAAUAGAUUGUUCAACACAGUGCAUUUGCCCUGA
Messenger RNA from Penicillium coprophilum, 2061 nucleotides. RefSeq lists its product as uncharacterized. The record is from RefSeq and is a predicted model, not a curated record. Gene Ontology annotation, biological process: L-serine biosynthetic process; dephosphorylation. Gene Ontology annotation, cellular component: cytoplasm. Gene Ontology annotation, molecular function: magnesium ion binding. The transcript has a single exon. The coding region runs from base 1 to 2061 and encodes 686 amino acids. Lineage: Eukaryota; Fungi; Ascomycota; Eurotiomycetes; Eurotiales; Aspergillaceae.